This is a messenger RNA of Eupeodes corollae, 1191 nucleotides long. RefSeq names its product histone H1-like. The record is from RefSeq and is a predicted model, not a curated record. Gene Ontology annotation, cellular component: nucleus; nucleosome. Gene Ontology annotation, molecular function: nucleosomal DNA binding; double-stranded DNA binding; structural constituent of chromatin. Gene Ontology annotation, biological process: chromosome condensation; negative regulation of DNA recombination; nucleosome assembly. The coding region runs from base 48 to 704 and encodes 218 amino acids. The transcript has a single exon. Lineage: Eukaryota; Metazoa; Arthropoda; Insecta; Diptera; Syrphidae.
AUUUCUUAAAAUUGUGCUCUAAAGUGAUUAAUAAUAGUGAAUUCAAAAUGGCAGAUACUGUAGCUACGUCUCCUGCAAUCGUUGCGGAAAAAAAACCAAAAAAAGCUGCCGCCGCAAGUGGGUCAAAAAAACCAAAAUCGGCACCAACUCAUCCUCCGACUCAGCAAAUGGUGGAUGCGGCAAUUAAAACAUUGAAAGAUCGCGGUGGUUCUUCCCUUUUGGCAAUCAAAAAAUAUAUUGCUGCUACUUACAAAGUUGAUGUACAAAAACUUGCUCCGUUUAUAAAAAAAUAUUUAAAAGGUGCUGUAAUAAGUGGUAAAUUAGUGCAAACCAAAGGAAAAGGAGCUGCGGGUUCUUUUAAAUUGUCGCCUAGUGCCAACAAGGAACCAAAGGCCAAGUCUGCUGAGAAGAAAAAAUCUGCCGCCAAACCAAAAGCUGCCGCUGCUGGUGACAAAAAAUUAAAAAAAGUGUCUGGUGAAAAGAAAGUAAAAAAAGUAGCCGCCACAACAAAAAAAAGUGCCAGUGCAGAUAAAAAGAAGGUGGAAAAACCAAAAGUGAAAAGUGUUAAAAAAACGAGUGCAGUUAAGGCAAAGCCAACAAAAGCAAAGGCAGCCGCGCCUAAACCUAAAGUGCCAAAAGCAAAAUCAGCCACAGCAGCAGCCAAGCCAAAAAAGGCAGUCGCUGUUAAAAAGGCAAAGAAGUAAAAUUUCCAUUUCAAUGAAAAACAAAGUUGAAAUCAAAACAAAAAUCCACAGUCCUUUUCAGGGCUACAAAAAAUAUACUAAAAUGAGAUAUAAAAACUUUUUUUUUUUAAUUUUUUAUUAAAAAGGAGGGAGAAUUUUUGGACUAUCUCGAUGAUAGCGUUGAGAUGCGAUGGGCUGGUGGAGCAACGGCGACGGGAUAAGUGGUGAAGUGGCUGGAUGCGAUGCGACGCCGCCGCGCGGCCGGCGCGCGCUGUCGCCGCUACGGGACUACCACUACUGAACAAACGGAAACGUAUUUUGUUUUGCAUUUAUUUUCGCGCUUUUUUGUUCUACAGAAAAUACUUUUUUUAAUGAAAUAGGUAUUGCAAAUGCAAACUUCAUUUAUUUGUAUUCAUAUGUUUUUCUCAUUGGGCAGAAAGAAAGGAAAUAUCAAUACAAAUAAAUAAUAUAUUUUUGCGCCUAUUUUCUUACUACAGCUACUAGGCAC